AUGAAUCAGUUUCUUUUCAGGAAUGGACAAAUUCCUUUUGCUUGGAGUGGAAAGUCAAGUCUGGGAUUCAUCCAGCGCUUUGCAACGUUUGUUAUUUCCCGUCCAUCCUGCUCGACUUAUGUUUGCUCUAGCAGAAGAUUUUCUACAGCCGGUAAUGAUGUGCUGAAAGAUGAAGGAAAAGCAAAACUGAGGCCAUCACCAGAGUUUUUAUCAUCAUUAGACUCAAACUCUCGUCAGUUUCUUGAUGAAAUAGUGGCAGAAGUUGAAAUAAUGGAAUGGAUGAUGCCACAUCCACCAUCUAUUCUGCGAGAUAAACAGUGGCAAAAGUUAAUGACAAUAAAGAAAACGGAAGAUCGAGUAGCCUAUUUGCGAGCAUACGCAAAGCACAUCUUUCGCGAUGAAAUGCGUGAAGCUAAAAAAAAGGCGAUCUUGAAAUCUCGAGGUGCACUACUCGAUUUUCAGCGUGCCAAGUUUGAUGCUGGUGCGAUGGGCUAUGGUCCAAUGAUGUAUGAAUUGGUAACUUCUAAUCUGGAACGCAAUGCAAGAAGAAUUAAGCAUGUCGAAGGUGCUGCGAUGUGGAGGACUUUACGGCUGAACGAAAAACCACGAAUCGUCUUGGACUGUCAGUUUAUUGCUAAAAAAUUCGAUGACUUUUCGUCUCGUCUUGCUACGCAACUAGAAUACAUUAUACAAGAAAAUCUUCGACGACGAGAACCAUUUGAUUUGUCAAUUGUCAACUACGAUGAAAACAAUCCGAACUGUGAGGCUGUCACGAAAUUUCUCAAGACUCAGUAUUCUCAUCAGACAAUUAUGCCACUGUAUACAAACGAAGAUGUAAUUGGUCUAUACAACAAAGAAAAUAUCAUUUAUGUUGCGAAGUGGUCUCAGCAAGUAAUACAAGCUCCACUAAAUGAUGAAGUUUAUGUGAUAUGUUUAGGCCGUGACAAUCGGUUGCCUCUUGGUGCUGCUCGAAAGCGCGGUUGCCGUACAGCGCGUAUACCAUUUAACGAGCACUUUAAACUUUACAACUUUCAUUUCCUUCCUUUUACAAGUGUAGUACGAGUUCUCCAUGAAGCUUAUCAAACUGGUGGAGACUGGCAUAAAGCUAUAUUGAAUGGUAUUUCCAGACGAUAUUUCAUUCCUCAAGAAGACAAUAUAUCUAGAACAAUGAGUACACAGGCAAGGCUCAAAAAUGAGGAGUUGACGGGUCAAAUAUCUCAAAUGAUUAUCGAUGCUUUACAAGCAGAUAAUGAUAGCAAAUAA
Molecule: messenger RNA, 1263 nt
Organism: Brugia pahangi
Lineage: Eukaryota; Metazoa; Nematoda; Chromadorea; Rhabditida; Onchocercidae
Source: the annotation of a GenBank genome assembly